AUGGCCUUCUCACGCAACUACAUGUCGCUAUUCUUUGCUUCUAUAGCUGCUACAACAGUGGCACAGAAUGUGUCAAAGGUAGAUCUAGGCUGGUACGCGCCUAAGAGGAGCUGGAUCAAUGACCUUGGUCGAGUGUUGAACAGCACAGGGACGAAUGGGUUCGUGUUCAAUAGCUCGCUAUUACCGGCUGGUGUCGAGUACGGAACGUACAAUUGGUGCAAUAUGCCGCAUGUGAGGAAACAGGAAUAUGUGAAGGUCGAUGAUGAGUUCGAGCUGCUGUACGUGGAGGUUAUCCAUCGCCAUCACAAGCGCACACCUUAUGCCUCUAAUACCUUUCUUAAAGAGGCUUAUUCCUGGGAUUGCAAUGAUCAGGGUCUCUUCUACUACGGCGAGCCUCUCAAUCCUGCUGGUAAUACUUCAGCGUCAACAUACUGGAGUGUCUAUACCAAUCCUGUCAAUCCCUUCGCUGUGACUGGUUUCAACGGAUCAUGCCAGUUUCCGCAAAUCACCCGUGAAGGCCUCGACGACUCUUUACAACAUGGCAAAGAUCUCUUCGGCGUGUACCACGACAUGCUCGGCUUCCUCCCAGAGGCCAUCAACGAAAAGACAACAUGGCGCGUCUCAAACAACGUCAUCACCAGCCAAGUCGCCGGCAUGCUAAUCGAGGGCAUGUACAAUCCCAAAGAAAACAUACCACUACAUGUCCAACCCUCCACCAUCGACUCCCUAGCCCCCUCCUACUCGUGCCCAGCAGCCUCCUUCUUAUACAGUUCCUACGGCGUCGGCAGCAGCGCCUCAAACUGGACCGCACAUCUCACCGCAACAGCACCCCUCUUCACCGCUCUCGACUCCAUAAGCGGCGUACCGACUGAUUCCUCAGAAUGGCACAACUGGUUCGACCACUACUACGACAAUCUCUCUGCCCGUCAAUGCCACGCCAAACCCCUUCCCUGCAACAUCACAAACCCAACUCUUUGCGUCUCCCAACAACAAGCUGACACUGUUUAUCGGCUGGGUCAAUACGAGUACUCGUUCAUUUACCGAGAUUCUCCGCUUUCUUUACAGGCUGCUGCCGCUUCCUAUGGCGUGUUCAUGGCGGAGGUGGCAGAGAAUAUGCGGGCGGUGCUCGUGGGGAAAGACAAAGUUAUCUAUCGGCAUAAUGUUGCGCAUGAUGGGUCGCUGGCGCGUUUACUUAGUUUCUUGCAGGUUGAGCAGAUGGUUUGGGUGGCCCACGCAAAGGGCCACCUCCUCACCGGAACCUUCACACCCAGCGCCACGUCCUCAAGCCUAACCACAGCCCCACACUUCAACCACCCUUCCACACCGGUAACCGUGCGCUUCUCCUCCUCAACCGGCUUUCCCAAAAUCGCAGACACAGACCCCAAUGCCAACCCCCGCGGCAUCGCAAUUCGAUUUCACCUGCCCCCCAAAGAAGACGGAAGACGCCAACACACGGAUAUCAUUGCGCACUCGACGCCAUACUUCCCCACACGUACCGGCGCGGAAUUCCUGGAGUUUCUGAAAGCGGCAACAGGGCAGCAUGCGGAGGAGGCAGUCCCCGAGUUUCUUGGCCGCCACCCAGAGACGGCAAGGUUCUUACAGGCUGCGAAGCCUAGUCCGGAGAGUUUUGCGACGGAGAAGUUCUUUGGUGUGAAUGCGUUCAAGUUGAUCAAAGAGGGAAAGACGACAGUGGUGAGGUAUAGGAUUGUGCCAGUUGCUGGCGAGAAACAUCUUGAUGCCGAGGCGUUGAAGGGAAAGUCUGACUCCUACCUUUUCGAUGAGCUGGCUCCCCGUCUGCAGUCUGGGCCGAUUGGGUUCAAAUUGAUGGCUCAGGUUGCGGAGGAGGGAGAUGUGACGGAUAAUGCGACGGAGAUAUGGCCCGAGGAGAGGAAGAUUAUAGAGUUGGGUGAGAUUCAGGUUGAGAAGAUCAAAGGCGAUGAGGAGAGUGCGAAGGAGCAGAAGAGUAUCAUCUUCGAUCCUAUUCCGCGAGUUGAGGGUGUGGAGCCGAGUGAUGAUCCAUUGUUAGAGGUGCGCGCUAGUAUCUACCUGAUAUCUGGGAAGCAAAGAAGGGCAGCGGAGGAGCCGGCUAAGGCUGAUGGUGUAGCUGCUACGGAAGCUGCAGUGGCUGCAACGUGA
Messenger RNA from Alternaria atra, 2136 nucleotides. RefSeq lists its product as uncharacterized. The coding region runs from base 1 to 2136 and encodes 711 amino acids. The transcript has 3 exons. Gene Ontology annotation, molecular function: catalase activity; heme binding; phosphatase activity. Gene Ontology annotation, biological process: response to oxidative stress; dephosphorylation. The record is from RefSeq and is a predicted model, not a curated record. NCBI's taxonomy places the organism in Eukaryota, Fungi, Ascomycota, Dothideomycetes, Pleosporales, Pleosporaceae.